Messenger RNA from Balaenoptera acutorostrata (minke whale), 1000 nucleotides. Its product is annotated as transcription elongation factor A protein-like 3. Bases 149 to 751 code for a protein of 200 amino acids. The record is from RefSeq and is a predicted model, not a curated record. The transcript has 2 exons. NCBI's taxonomy places the organism in Eukaryota, Metazoa, Chordata, Mammalia, Artiodactyla, Balaenopteridae.
GAGGUCUGGUCCCGUCGCCCGCGCGGAACCAGCUCCCCGAGCUGCCCGGGCGGCGGGCGAGGGGCGAGCGGGCUUAGGCGAGCCAGAGGAGGCGCAGGCCCGGCCCGGGCGCUGCAGGUCAGUGUGAAGGACAGGAAAACAUCUCAACAUGGAAAAACUCUGCAAUGAAAAUGAAGGAAAGCUGGAAAGCGAAGGAAAGCCAGAAAAUGAAGUAGAGCCUGAAAAUCAAGGAAAGUCAGAUGAGGAAGAAAAGCAAGAAGUGGAGGGGAAGUCAGAACACGAGGGAGAGCUCCAGAAUGAGGGACAGCCAGAAGAUGAGGGACAACCAGAAGAUGAGGGGAAGCGAGAAAAGCAGGGCAAGUCUGAAGCUGAGGGAAAACCACACGGUGAGGGCAAGCUGGAAUCCCAGGCAAAGCCAGAGAGUCAGCCGUGGGCGGCGGAAAAGCGCCCCGCUGAAGACUAUGUGCCCCGGAAAGCAAAAAGAAAAACGGACAGGGGGACGGACGAUUCCCCCAAGGACUAUCAGGACAACUUACAGAAAAGGCAUCUGGGCAGUGAGGAGAUGAUGAGAGAAUGUGCAGAUAUGUCAAGGGCUCAGGAAGAGCUAAGGAAAAGACAGAAAAUAGGUGACUUUCAUUGGAUGCAAAGAAAUGUACAGGAUCCAUUCACCCCAAGGGGCCAACGGGGUGUCAGGGGAAUGAGGGGCGGAGGUAGGGGCCAGAGGGGCUUACAUGAUAUCCCAUAUCUUUAAUGCCUUUGGCCUUCAAUUCUGACUCCUCUGAUGAGAAUAUCGCUGACCCUGCUUUCCCUGGCCGGCAUUUGCCAGGCUAUGUGCUUUAACCUUACGCUGAUACUUUGCCUUAGGUGUCACUCUCGUUACCAGCAGCCUUUUGAUCCAACUACAGUGCUCUCUGUGUUUCAGUAGGGGAUUUUCACCCACGUGCAUGGAAGAGGUGUUCAUGGUACACUGUAAAAUAACAAUAAAGAAAAAACAGUUUUC